This is a messenger RNA of Lottia gigantea (owl limpet), 1837 nucleotides long. RefSeq lists its product as hypothetical. The record is from RefSeq and is a predicted model, not a curated record. The coding region runs from base 1 to 774 and encodes 257 amino acids. Gene Ontology annotation, biological process: lipid transport; lipoprotein metabolic process. Lineage: Eukaryota; Metazoa; Mollusca; Gastropoda; Lottiidae. The transcript is spliced from 2 exons. Gene Ontology annotation, cellular component: extracellular region; membrane. Gene Ontology annotation, molecular function: lipid binding.
AUGCGUUCAAGUUUUAGCCUGUUAAAAGUUAAUAUCAGAAACACUAAGCAAUGUCUUCAUGAAAUUAUCAUUGGUCGUAAAAAAUUGCUGACAAUUUUAUCAAAGGAAAGAGUGGAGUUUGAUAAAUUAGCCGGUGAUGUCCAAAUUUGUAAGAUUACUGGUGGAGUCGCCGGUACUGUUGGAACUGGAUUGGUUAUUGGUGGAUUUGUUGCAGCUUUCUUUACAUUUGGCAUAUCCCUAAUAGUUUCAGGCGUCGGUGCUGGGAUUGGAGCUUCUGGCGCUAUAGUAGCAUCUGGUGCCUCAAUUGCUGAUUCCGUUAUUAGUAAAAAGAAGCGAAAACUCAUAAAUGAUUUUCUAGAAGAGGAUGCAAAACUUAUAAAAAGAUUUGAGAGUCUCUGUGAAGAUUUGAAGAUUUCACUUUAUGUUUUAAAUAUUGCCAAAACCGUGGCACUGACAGUUAAAACGAUAGUCACAAAUGCGAUCCGCUUUGCAAGAGUUGCCGACGUAGCUGUUGAUGCAAGUCGCACAGCCUUUGGAGUGCUUCGUGGAACUGCCAAAGGUUUUGCUAUUGCUGGGGUCGUGUUUUCAGUCAUAUCUCUUCCGUUUGAUAUUCAUAUGGUUGUGACUAAUUCUAUUGCCAAACACAAGGGAGACAAGCAUAAAAUAUCUGAGGAAUUGCAAACUUUUGAAGAAAAUAUUCAAGAAGAAUUGGUUUCUAUGGAAGACAUGAUGGCUGAAUUUGAAAUUGCCGAGAGAAAAAUUAAUGUAUUAUAAAUUGAGCUUUUAGUAGACCAUUUGGUUUAUACUUUAUUUUUGUCAAAAAACGUCAUUUAUUAUCUAAAACGACUAAUUUAAUCUUAAUUUUGUCCACCUGUAGGCUACAUGAAAAGUUUAGAUAAUUGAGACAUAUUAAUUACAGCCUUUCUGGCAUCCAUUCGCUUGGAAUAAUUUUUAAUCAACACAUAGGUCGAGAUAAUACCUUCAGAUUUUUCAACCCAGUUUCCCCGUCCGUGAUAUAUGUGACAGGGUCUGAUAUAUAUAUGUUCCGAUUGAACAGUUAAACCGAGGUCGCGUCUGCUGUAUAAGCUUACGUUAAAGAAAUACGAUAUAUACCUCUUAUAAACAUUAAAGUCUCAAACUUCGCCAAUAUGAGCAUAUAUUCAUCAUUUUGACUUUCCAAGUGACAUGACUAAACAAUACAAUCUCUAUCUAAUUAAACUGAGCAAUUAUUAAAAAAAACGCGUGUUUCAAAAUAAGUUAGUUUAAUGGAUUAUUACUUAGUUUUAUGGAACUGGGACUCUAAGUCCACUGAUGAACAAAGACUUAUUUUGGUUUAAUUUUUUGGUCAUCCUAAGAGGUUGUAUACCUUUAAAGAUCCUCGACAGGUGGCAAUCAAAAAAGAGCAGGAUAAUGCGGCUGUCCUGGCAAAAUUUCCCCCAUUGUCUCUUCAUGGUGUUGUCCGUUUCCAUUAGCUCAAAAAACAGAAAAGUAGGACGUUGAUUCCAUUUCAUUUCAGUUUUAGAAUAAUGCAUUUUUACGCCGACUAUUCUACAUAUUUUGAUAUGACCUGAAUUUAUGUAGUUAUAAAAUUUUCAGACAUUAACUUGGUUAUUGCCCUUAACAUAACAAAAUCCCAAUAAGCAUAGUAGCUUUAUAUUGUUUCGGUUUAUUAUCAUAGUCUAUGUAAAAUUUUAUGUUAACCAUUUUAGAUUGUUUCUUUGAUUUAGCUUAUUUAAAUUAGCAUUACAACACAUAUAGUUGAAUUUGUAGUAAAAUGGUAUGUGUAACUCUUCAAUUACCAAACCAUGUAUUAAAAAAAUCAUUUGCAUGCAUGUAA